UGUGGCGCUGGCUCUCAGGGUGAGAGGAGAGCAGAGCAGAAAGCAGGACAGCCCUCUUGUGAGUCUGUCUGCCUGUCUGUCUGUGUCUUUGUGUAUGUGCAUGCGUGUUUGGAGGAAGAGGCAUUCGCAUGACAGCCCUCUGUCUGUGUGUGUAUGUGUGACAGCUCUUUCUCGUGUGUGUUUGUAUGUGUGUGUUUGUACAUGCGUGUGUGUGUGUGUGUGCGCGCGUUUAAAUAGAGGGACAUUUACAAAGUACUUUCGUCGUGUCAUUCUGUAAUGAAGAGGAGCUUCUGUCUUUGGGAUUAUAAUUGAGGAUCAAGAGGCACUUUUGACAACUGAGGACUGAGUUUGAGCCCGUCUGCGGUAUGAUGGCGUCACACGUUAGGCUGAAGAGGGACAAAGUGGCCGCACAGGACUACGACGCGCAAAUCAAAGAGGUGCGUGGUCAGCUGGUGGAGCAGCUGAAGGUGUUUGAUCAGCAGCUGGAGCAGAAGAGCCAGCUGCUGCAGGACCUGGGGGACUACCUGCGGCGGCGCGGGGAGAUCGAGGCCGAGUACGCGCGCUCCCUCGACAAACUGGCAGACCGCUUCAGCUCCCGGAUAAAAAGGAAGGAGCAGAAUGGCCACUCAGUGCUUCAGUGUUGGCUGGUUCUGCUGGGUCAGACGCGUCAGGAGGGCCGUGACCAUGCGGCCGUUAGUGACAUGUGCAGCACCAGCCUCCCCCAGAACCUCUCCCUCUGCCUGGAGCACACACAGCGCCUGGCCAAGCGGACUAAGGAGGUGUGCAGCCUGGUUCAGGAGGACCUUCUGAAGGUCACUACGGAGAUGCAGACGAUGCUGAAGACUUACCAUCAGUACCACACCGAGUUUGUGUCUGCAGAAGGGAAACUGAAGGAGGCGGAGAAACAGAAACAGGGCGCAAAGAAAGUGGAGAAAUUAAUAGAGAAAAGGCAAGGGAAAGUCCAGGAGAUCCAGUUCAAGUGCACUAAAGCCCGCAAUGACUACCUGCUCAGCCUGGCCACAGCCAACGCCUCCAUGAACAAGUACUACCUCCAGGAUAUCAGCAACCUCAUUGAUACCAGUGAUGUGGGCUACCACCCUUGGGUGUGCCGGGUCCUCCAGGGCUUUGUGUCGGGCCAGUCGCGGCUGCAGCAGAGCCUGGGCUCCCAGCUGGCCCAGCUGAGCGGCGCCGUGGCAACGCUGGACCAGGUGAAGGACCGAGACACCAUCCUCCAGGCCCACGACACCACCUUCACCCUGCCCCUCAGCUUCAAAUACCUGCCCCACGAGGGCGACCCGGUGUGUGAGGUCCAGGCUGACUUUGACAUGCAGGACGAGUUGGAGACUCGUUUUCAGCAGAUGGAGUCCAGGCUGGAGACCUUCACCAAGGAUGCCGAGCGGGCUGGUGAGACGCUGGAGGAGGCCCUGUCUGGCAUGAUUACAGUGAUUGGUGACGAGGACCUGGGAACCCCCACGGACCCCAACGGCACCCAGAGCCAGGAGCCCAGCCUGGCUAAACGCAGAGCCAACCUGCAGGACAUGGAGAACUUCUACUUUACAAAAGUGAAGGAGCAGCUGCAGUCCAUGUCAGUGAUCUCCAAGCUCCAAGCCAAACAUGAGCUACUACAGGUGGCCCUACAGAAAGCCAGAGUGAACGGCGAGAACAACACCAGCACGCGCAACAGGAGGUCCCUGAGGCAGCAGAGGAGUUAUCGCAGGAGCCACCCAGGCACUCAGGUCAACCAGAAGCUCUUCACUGGAAACCUGCUCUCCUACAUUGAGGCCUCGAAGCAGAACAUCCCACUGGUCAUGAAGAGCUGCAUUCGGUUUAUCAACCUCAAUGGUUUGCAUCAUGAGGGCAUAUUCCGAGUGCCUGGGCUGCAAGUGGAAGUCAACUCUCUGAGGGACGCCUUUGAGAACGGUGAUGACCCGCUGGCUGACGGCAUGUCUGAUAUGGACUCUGUGGCGGGCGUGCUGAAGCUCUAUUUCAGAUCGCUGGAGCAGCCUCUCUUCCCUGAGGAGAGCUUCCAACAGCUGAUGGACUGUGUCUCAAUCGAGAACGAGUCCGAGAAAUGUGCCCAGAUCAAGGCCGUCAUUUCGUCCUACCCCAAACCUCUCAUCAUCGUCAUGAGAUACCUCUUUGCAUUCCUCAACCAUGUGUCGCAGUAUAGUGAUGAGAACAUGAUGCUGCCUUACAACUUGGCCGUGUGCUUUGGGCCCAGCCUGAUCCGGGGCCCGGAGGACGUGGACGCCUCCACCCUCCAGAAGAUCAACGCCCUGGUCAAGAGCAUCGUCAUCCAGCACGAGAGCAUCUUCCCUGGGCAGACCGAGCUGCCCGGCCCCUCCUACGAGAAGUGCAUGACCCUGGAGCCCGAUGACUGUGAGCAGAAUGUGGACGAGGUUGAGGGGGAUCUUGAUAGUCCUUCAGUGCGAGAGGAUCUGGAGGCGGUGGCCCUGUUUGACUACACGGCGCGCUCGUCCACAGAGCUGUCCUUCAGGAAGGGCGAGCACCUGACGCUGCACAGCAAGCCCUCGGACGACUGGUGGAGAGGGGAGUCCAACGGAGCCCGCGGCCUCAUACCACACAAGUACAUCAGCCUCACUGGUCCUGAUGCUGCUAAGAGAUCUGAGAAGAGGAAUAGCACAGGGACCCUCGACGAGGUUGAUAUCACGAGCCAGAAGAGUGGUAGUCGUGAGCGAGCAGGGUCUCUGGGUGUAGGUGGGGUCCACGGGAUGAAGGCCUCCCUGAACCUGCCAAAGGGACACAUCAUCAUGCCAGCCACCUCCCCCGACGUCUUCCGCAAGCACCUGCAUCCACAGGGCAGGAAGGGUGCAGCAGAUGAGAUGGGCCGCUCGGGCAGCGUGGAGAACAUGCUCGUUAAGGUGGACAAGGAGGUGUGCCAGCAGAUGAACCAUGUCUUCCACGAGCUGCUCUCGCGACACCCCCUUGUCGACCCCCAGGGCACCAACUCCUCAGGAGGGUCCACUGCCCCCUCCUCCCUCCCCCACCACCACCACCACCCCCACCAGCCCUCUCAUCUCCCUCAGAAGAAGACAGCCUUCGGCCGGAAAAACAGAGAUCAGCAGAGCCGAUAGCCCUCGCUUCAUAUCAGCAGAGGAAGUUGACUCGAGACAAGACAAGCUGGGCUUGACAACGCACAAACCUUACCAACCAACGAACGCACGCAAAGAAGCCCACAGGGGUUGGGGCGAGGGACAAAAAAGGGUCAGUUGUCGAGGGCCCAGUAAGAGAGGGGUCCCAGAAUUGGGUUGUCAUUGCAUUGUAGUAUGUAUUGCAUUUGGGAUCCUUCCAGAAGACUUGGUUGUCCUGGGCCUUGCCAAACCUGUCAGCGGCCCUGCACUUACGAAAACACAGACCAACGAGUGAAUGAAUCUCACUGACAGAUUGCCAAGAACACGAUUUGCAUACGUCAAGAAAAGGGAACUUUUUCACACAAAGGACUUGUGUUUUUUCCUUUUUUGUGUCCAGAGAAGUGAACAGUUUGCAGUUUAAGUGGAACUGUUUUGUGUGAGCUGGAGCUUGACACACACACACACACAUACACACACACACACACACACAUACACAUACACAUACACAUACACAUACACACACACACACACACACACACACACACACACACACACACACACACACACACACACACACACACACACUGGGUUGAACUGGAAGCUUCCUGUAAGAAUUACUUUUUUUGUCAUCGACAGAUUCCUCCUUCACCCCCAUCGGCUUGACCUGGACCUGUCUCUUUACUGACACCAUGUGGUGGUACAUGUGUAUUGACGUUGGACAAAGUCAGCCUACUAGGCUACUUACUAUAGUAGUCCCUGGAGCUAAAGCCUUAUUUAAUUUCUGUCUUUGGCAGCUGUAUCUGCUCACGGCCUGUGGUGUAUUCCAAGAACAUGGUUAAGUGAUAAGCCUGGCUUUGCCUACAGUUAAGCUACAGGAAGUGGUAAACCUAAUAAUAGAUAGCCCUCCGGCUCUUCUAUUAGAUGAUUUACCACUACCUCAAGGUCAACUUAACCUGGUUUACUAUUGAACAAACUUCUUGGGAUGCCCCCCUGUUCUACUCUGGUUUGUCUCCUGGACUUAGUGUGGGUCGAAAGGUCCAUCCUGGCCACUGGUGUGUGUGUGUGGCUUGGUCAUGGCAACCAUAUCACCUGGAGCAUCGGAUGCUUGGCUUCCACUUUGUCUACUGGGUUCAUUCAGGACUGCUUUUGAUACCGAUACCAGAUACCGCACACACGUGCAUGCAUGUACACACACACACACACACACACACACACACACACACACACACACACACACACACACACACACACACACACACACACACACACACACACACACACACACACACACACACACACGCACACAAACGCACAAACUCUUUAGAUGCCACCACACACAAACUUUCCGAUGCCAUACACACACGUGCUUAUCGUCUUUCCGAUGCCUCAAACUUCCUGUCCUUGAUGGUCUUAAUCAGGGCUACGUAUCUGUUGCUGAUGGGGGAUGCCCGUAGUGUUGCCAUGGCGACUCACCACACAGAACAGAAGUGGCCAAUGUGGCUUUUCUUCAACCAACGCUGCACCACAGGUGGUUUCUCUUAUCACAGUCAAAGGUUACAAUAUGCUAUGCUUACAUCAUCACUGUAGAACUCUCUCUCUCUCUCUCUCUCGGUCUCUCUCUCGGUCUCUCUCUCUCUCUCUCUCUCUCUCUCUCUCUCUCUCUCUCUCUCUCUCUCUCUCUGGCCACUUUAAUGACAAAAAUAACAGUGACUCAUUGCUCCUAGUGCCAUUCACUGGUCUGAGACUGUUGUCCUUUUAUUUACUGUAUGUGGACAUGUUAUGUACAUGUGUACACUGUAAGUUAAAAUAAGUUUGAAAUAAAU
Messenger RNA from Engraulis encrasicolus (European anchovy), 4915 nucleotides. It is a transcript of the gene arhgap4a, whose product is annotated as Rho GTPase activating protein 4a. Bases 366 to 3095 code for a protein of 909 amino acids. The transcript is spliced from 24 exons. Lineage: Eukaryota; Metazoa; Chordata; Actinopteri; Clupeiformes; Engraulidae. Gene Ontology annotation, cellular component: cytoplasm. Gene Ontology annotation, molecular function: protein binding. The record is from RefSeq and is a predicted model, not a curated record. Gene Ontology annotation, biological process: negative regulation of cell migration; signal transduction.